Molecule: messenger RNA, 2892 nt
Organism: Cylas formicarius (sweet potato weevil)
Lineage: Eukaryota; Metazoa; Arthropoda; Insecta; Coleoptera; Brentidae
Product: metabotropic glycine receptor-like
Exons: 11
Coding region: 40-2892 (950 amino acids)
Biological process (GO): G protein-coupled receptor signaling pathway
Cellular component (GO): membrane
Molecular function (GO): G protein-coupled receptor activity
Source: RefSeq, a predicted model, not a curated record
ACCGACAAUUUUUUUAAAAUUUUCUCACUUUUCUGCAACAUGAACCGCCACCCAUAUGCCGACACGAGGUCAAUCAUGAAACUGGCUUUUAUAUUUCUGUUGGUCAACUACGUAUGCGCUGAAUUUAUUCACGAAGAGUUGGAGAUCAGACACAAGAGGUCGAGAUUAAUUAGACUUCGACGUAACGGCAGCAGGGCGCACAGGUUUAAGGACAAUUUGAAUUUAGACAAGCGUGCGUUUAUGGAGACGGGAAUAUUUGGUGACAACGCGACCAUCACCAAAGCUCACGGUGAAAAUGUGGACGUAAACUUCACCACCACUCACACGUACGCGAUCACAUCGUCCUACUUAUACAUGAACGAUAAUUCACUAGGCGUCUUGGACAGUUCGGCGAUAAAUCAAACGGAACCGGACGGGCAACGCGACGUUUCGGACGUUAACAAGACCGUCUCCGACACUUACAUGGAAGAAGUCAAAAGAAGAAAUUUCCAAGAGAGCGUCAUAAUUCCUCACGGCAACGUUGACAUCGUAACCCAUUUCCUCAGAAUUGUCGAAUCUCAACAUUUGUUGGGGGAUAAUUGCACGGCAGGAACCAAUUUAAGCUUAGGCGAAGGGGUGGUUGAUCGUUAUGCUCAAGAACGAUUCAGAAUUCAAGCGGACGUAGCCGUCAACAAGGCGAAUAUGCUGACUCGCAUUUGGAAAUACGCCGAACCUGAAGUAGUAGCUUCAGAACAUUUGUUGUACGCGUCGGUAUCUUCGAUGGUUGAAUUCGAUGACGUCAUUUUCGCAGCUGGAAAUUGCUAUGACAAACACGAAUAUAAAGACUAUUUGCUAUUUUGCCCGUACGCCUACAGAUUGCCGGAAGGGCCCAUCAACGUUAAAGACUUGGCGGUAGAAUAUAAGUACCUGAGCAAUUCUUCUGAAUGGUUUUACAUCGCUAGGAAAAACGCCGAAAAGGUCAUCAACAAUUACGAUCAGAUUACUAAAGGUUACAUGACGUACAGAUUCAAUAGUACAGCCCAUGACGUUAGGGUUUCGGAAGAAAUAUUGUCUGUACGUUACGAAGAUGGGAAAUGGUCUAAACCCUAUUACGACUGCGGGGGUGGAAAUAUUUGGAUGUUGACUUACACUGUGCCUUUCUUCGGCUACAGGAAUAAUACCUACUACUUUAAAGGAACGAGUGGAAUCGAUAUCGACCUACGUCACGUCGAUAUAGAUCAGUGCCCGACACCUCCAGAAGAAACGCAAAUAAAUAUUUUCGCCGCCUCUGACAAAUGCAAGAAAGCUACAACGCAGUGUGUUCCGAUACCCGGAUUGGGGUUUCGUAGAGGAAGCUACAAAUGCGUCUGCAAACAAGGCUUUUAUUUCCCCGACACAAACGCAGAACGCCGCUUUUACAACGGAAUACAAAUCGAAGAGGAAUACGAAAAACGAAUAUUAGGUGAAUUAACUCAAUACGACAAAGAGGGAAUAUUCGAAUGUCUAGCUUGCCCCGAGGGUUGCGAAUCUUGUGUGGAUGAUAGACCUUGCGUCGUAUCACUGAACUGGGUACUGAGAAGCGUAAUUUUGAUCCUUUCAUGCAUUACCAUUUGCUGCUUGCCAAUUGUAGCGUUUUUUACGUGGCAAUAUGGAAAUGUUAAGGUUGUAAGAGCGGCCAGUCCAGUUCUAUUAAGAAUUAUCGCCUUAGGGGCGUUUUUUAUUUACAGUACGAUGAUCGUCAUGUACCCCAAACCCUCGGUAUACACAUGCACUGCUAGAAUCUGGCUUAGAGAGAUUGGAUUUUCUUUAACGUAUGGAGCGUUGAUGUUAAAAACCUGGAGGAUCUCGGUUAUUUUCCGCGUCAGGUCGGCCAAAGUAAUAAAAAUAACGGAUGUGAACCUCUUGAAGAGGCUGGGUGUGAUAUUGGCCGUUUUUGCGGCGUUUUUGACUAUUCGGACCAUUGUAGCUCCCCCGAUAGUCAUAGUCGGCAGAACGAGCGAUGACUUGAAGGCUUUUUUAUGUCGCACGGACUGGUGGGACCAUUUAUUUAGCAUACUGGAAGUCUUGUUUUUGGCGUGGGGAAUCAGACUUUGCAUCGUAGUUAGAAAAGCCCCGUCUGAAUUCAACGAAAGUCGAUUCAUAUCUAUGGCGAUUUAUAAUGAAUUUCUUUUGUCCGUAUUUUUAAAUAUUUCUAUGUUGUUUCUGCAAAAGCCCGCCAAUCCGGAUUUAAUGUAUAUAAUCUUCUUCUGUCACACCCAAUUGACCGUCACUCUGCUACUUUGUCUAAUCUUCGGCAGUAAAGUGUUCGUGGUAUUGAAAAAUAAAGGAAAAGAAGACGAAAGCUCAAGUAUGGUGUAUAAAACCCCAUCAAAAUUCGUCUCCAAGGGGAGAACAGAGACUUCGCAAUUUGUAAGCGCCAAUUCAUCCCUAGUAUGCCAAGAAGUGAUGUGCACGAAAUACAGAGAGCAAGAUAUUCAAGAGGAGUUUUUGCGUCUUUACACGCAGCUCGAAGUAUUGAAGGAGCGCAACAUGCGCGUGGGAAAUCGUCAUUUAGCUUCGAAAAUCAAUGCGAUGCAAGAUGCAGCUCGAAUGUGCGACAACGAUCAAAAUCAAAAAGAACGAUCUUUUGUCAUUUUAAAAAGCAACAGUAACAUUAGUAUCGUAGCAGACAGAUCAACGGUAGAACCUAGCGUAAUAAAUAACGAAAAUAAAGGCGACAAAACUGACGAACUUAAAAUCGAAGCUAGAGUUGCUGAGGAAAGCACCACGUCCACAUAUCAAACUAGUGAUGUAGCGAUAAAAGCCAAAACCGAAAGCAAUGGGCGACAUUUAGUUUCUGGACAUGCCAGAACACAUUCUAUUGUUAUUAACUUAGAUGAUAAGAGCCGAUUUACAGACGAAAUUACUGUUUAA